This is a messenger RNA of Symbiodinium necroappetens, 497 nucleotides long. NCBI's taxonomy places the organism in Eukaryota, Dinophyceae, Suessiales, Symbiodiniaceae. The record is from the annotation of a GenBank genome assembly.
AUGUUCAGCUCCGGGCCGGUGGAGGCGAGACUGCUGCAGCUGGAAGCGGCCAUCUCGGAGAUUAAGCAGGUCAAUGCAGAUGUCGUAAAGCGUGUCGACCAGCUGGAGUUCGAUUCGCGCCGACCGCAUCCAGGCGUGCAGGGGGACCCCAAUGGAGAUAUUGAGGCCAGUGAAACCUCCUCAUCCGAGAGCGACCUCGUUCAUAGACAUUACGACACAAAGAACACAGGAAUUACGGAGCACCCUGUGGAGAGCGCCGAGGGAUAUGUUUUUGAAGAAAACUGCUGGGAUGUGGUAGUCUGCUUCGGACACCCUGCCAUCGGUUAUGGCUCAUCGCUUUUGCUUCUGUUCCUUCUGGGACUCACCAUUUUCAUUCAGCUGGUGUUCUGCUACAUGGUUUCCACGAGCUUCGUCGAAAACCCCUACGACACUUCUUCGCAGAAUGCCCUGAGCUACUGGCGGAUCGACAUGGCUCACAAGGCAAGCCAGGUUUCCUC